GCACAAAAUAAUAAUGUUACUACCCUCAUAACUAGAACUAGCUCCAUCACCACCAAUACAAUAUUCUUUAUUAAUUAAUCAUCAUCAUCAUCAUGGCUAGUAAAUUAUUAGCAUUCACAUUGACAUGCCCUUCAAGUCCAUCAUUCUCUACUUCUGCUUCUAGAGUCCUUCCAAUUCAUUUCAAUGCCGGCGGCCGCCACUCAUCCCUUCGCCGCGGCCUAUUUUUGCUUUCCCCCAAGGCCACCUCCGAUCAACAAGCUGGCAAGGUUGAGGAAGAUGCUGUUGUUGAUAGUAAAAUUUUACAAUAUUGUAGCAUAGACCAAAAAGAGAAGAAAUCACUUGGUGAACUUGAGCAAGAUUUUCUUCAAGCACUUCAAGCAUUUUACUAUGAGGGAAAAGCAACUAUGUCAAAUGAAGAAUUUGAUAAUCUCAAAGAAGAACUCAUGUGGGAAGGAAGCAGCGUUGUAAUGCUAAGUUCUUCUGAGCAAAAAUUUCUGGAAGCAUCUAUUGCUUAUGUGUCUGGAAAACCACUCAUGAGUGAUAAAGAGUUUGAUGAAUUAAAACUGAAGCUAAAGAUGGAAGGGAGUGAAAUUGUGGCAGAGGGUCCCCGGUGCAGUCUUCGUAGUAGAAAGGUAUACAGUGAUCUGACUGUCGACUAUUUAAAGGCGCUCCUACUGAAAGUCCCAGCAACUGUGAUUGCAUUAGGAUUGUUCUUCUUCCUUGAUGAUGUGACUGGGUUUGAGAUCAAUUAUCUGAUAGCGAUUCCAGAACCUUUCAGUUUCAUUUUAACUUGGUUUGCAGCAGUUCCCUUCAUUCUGUGGUUUGCUCAGUCAAUUACAAAUGCAAUUAUAAAAGAUUUCUUGAUUUUGAAGGGUCCAUGUCCUAAUUGUGGUACUGAAAACACCUCCUUCUUUGGGACUAUAUUGUCAAUUUCAAGUGGAGAUUCCACCAACAAAGUCAAAUGUGAGAACUGUGGAACUGCGAUGCUGUAUGAUUCAACUACAAGAUUGAUUACAUUGCCAGAAGGAAGUAAUGCAUAAAUGAAGGGAUUAGUUCACCAUUGGUAUAGAAACUAUUUACAUGUGGAAGAUAGCAUGACUGAUUUAUCAAGUCAAGAAACUGUAAGGUCUUCCACUAGUUAAAGGCAAUGAAGUCAUUAUUCUCACUCUGGAACACCAUUGGUUUGAUAUGUGUAUACUUUCUGUGAUAUUUGUAUAGCAUACACAGUUUUUGCUUUUUGUUUUUUUGAGUUAUGAGAAUCCUUAGCUCCAAUGGUUGACUUUGAUUAACAUACAUGAUAGGCUUAUAUAUCAAAAUUUGUUCCUACCA
Messenger RNA from Medicago truncatula (barrel medic), 1329 nucleotides. RefSeq names its product PGR5-like protein 1A, chloroplastic. Gene Ontology annotation, molecular function: oxidoreductase activity, acting on iron-sulfur proteins as donors. Lineage: Eukaryota; Viridiplantae; Streptophyta; Magnoliopsida; Fabales; Fabaceae. Gene Ontology annotation, cellular component: chloroplast thylakoid membrane. The record is from RefSeq and is a predicted model, not a curated record. The transcript is spliced from 10 exons. Bases 93 to 1040 code for a protein of 315 amino acids. Gene Ontology annotation, biological process: photosynthetic electron transport in photosystem I.